GGCCCUCGAAAACUAGAGCAGUACGUACCUUUGUCGGGAUGGUGAGGAUUUGGCCAGCUCGCUUCUCUUUUUUUACUGGAGUCUUGUCAACCUCCCAAGCGGCCAAGCCAAGGUCUGCGGCCUGUCGCUCAAGAUUUUGUCUCGCACUCUUUUUUCGAAUCUUGAACUCGCAGCCGCAGCACGGGCCAAACGUCGGCCAUCCUUGCCCGUCCAUCUGUCUUGGACCCCUGCGCUCGCCAGCCAGGCAAGUAAGGCCUUUUGCGGCUUUGCCAAUGCCCCAUAGCUCGCUGCCUCUCCUGGCUUGGCCAAGACAGCACACAACCUGUUCUCACUUCUCAGGUGUGCGAGUUGUCUCUUUUUUGCAAGGAACAGCGCUCCGAACUGGAGCACGGUAUCCAUAACUAUGCAAGCACGCAGGAGGUCAAUUAGAUG
Messenger RNA from Colletotrichum phormii, 432 nucleotides. RefSeq lists its product as uncharacterized. The transcript has a single exon. Bases 39 to 401 code for a protein of 120 amino acids. Lineage: Eukaryota; Fungi; Ascomycota; Sordariomycetes; Glomerellales; Glomerellaceae. The record is from RefSeq and is a predicted model, not a curated record.